This is a messenger RNA of Hepatospora eriocheir, 477 nucleotides long. The record is from the annotation of a GenBank genome assembly. NCBI's taxonomy places the organism in Eukaryota, Fungi, Microsporidia, Hepatosporidae.
AUGAUAAGAAAACUUAACAGUAAAAGAACUAAUUCAAAUGUAUUUCACAUGCUAACAGAAAAACAAAUUAGAGAAUUGAGAGAUGCGUUUAAUUUGAUAGAUACAGAUAACGAUGGAGUUAUUUCAGAGAAAGAUUUUAAAAUAUUCACAGAAUCAAUAGGUUCCCCGUUCUCAGAAAAUGAAAUGAGAGAAAUGCUUGAUCAAAUCAGUCCAACAUACAACUUUAUGACAUUUCUUUCUUUAAUUGGAGAUAAACUAUCGAAUAUUUCAUCAGAAUCUGAUCUUAUUUCCAGUUUUAAAAUGUUUGAUAGUAAUAAUUCAGGAACAAUCACUAAAGCCCAAUUUUUAGAAAUAAUUGAUAAAGAUAAAUACACUCAAAAGGAAAUUAAUAUUUUAUUAAAGGAUUGUACGACUGAAACCAAAAUUGAUUAUACAAAAUUAGUACAAAAAAUAAAACACGGUGAAAUAUUAGAAUAA